UGUAGCAAGCGUCUUCGGCACCCCGGUAUACAUCUCCAUCAAGAAAACAUCGGUCUCCUCGUUUCACCGAGCUGUAUCUAUUUGCAUCCUUGCUAAAACACAACUAUAAACUUAAAGAAAUAAAUAUCCUUUAAUUCAGAAGUGUGUAGCUGUUGUGGCGUACCAGAAACUGUAAGGCAGUGAAAUAAGUUCGUAAAUUUGAAACACAAUAAAGCCUACACAUUACCAUCUCCUUAAGUCAAUAACGACAAACACGGGAAAAUGACUAAAAAUCCCACGAAAGCGGAGCUGCAGGCAGAAAUCAGCAAAAUUCUGAAGGAUGCCAACCUGGAGGAAACAGCGGCCAAGAAAGUGCGUCUGCAGUUGGAGCAAAACUUGAAGUGUGAUCUAUCGAAUCGUAAGAAGGAAGUGGACGAUCUGGUAAUGGACUAUGUAAAUUCGCAAGCUUCCGAUUCCGAGGAAGAGGAAGACGAUGACGAGGAGGACGAAGACUAUGCAGGUAACGGCAAGGGCAAAAAUAAUCGCAAAGCAAAGGGAAACAGCGACUAUGAGGAAGAGGAAGAUGAAGAGGAUUUAUCCGAGGAGGAGAAACCGAAGGCACGUAAAAGCGGUGGAAAGCGCGGCACACCGGCCAAACGGGGCCCGGCAAAGAAGAAGAAACGCACAUCCGACAGCGACGAUGAGUCCGGUGAUGACGACGAGGAGCAGGGUAGCGACGAUGACUACAAGCCUCAAGGUGCCGCCAAAGGUGGUAAGGGUGGUAAAAAGAAAAAGAACGAUUCUGAUUCCGAUUCUGACGAAGACUGGAAACGAGCAAAACCAGCUCCCAAAGCCAAGAAGGCGGGCGGGGCCAAGAAAUCGAGUGGAUACACACGACCGUACACACUGUCCGCGGAUCUGGCGGCAAUAUGUGGUGCAGAAUCAUUACCUCGGCAUGAGGUAGUGAAGAAAAUUUGGGCCAUCAUCAAGGAGCGUAAUCUGUACGAUCCGAAAAACAGACAGUAUGCCAUCUGCGAUGCGGAUCUGCAGAAGGUGAUCGGCGUGAAGCGGUUCCGUACCUUUGGAAUGCUGAAAUAUCUUAAGCCCCAUUUUAAGGAUUAGGUCACGCUGACGACUUAAGACGAAAUGCCUAGUUUAAGUAUGGUUUCUGCACCGUAAUAUAGGUACUGAGGAGGUAACAUUAUCCGUAACCAACAUUUUAAGCUAAACGGUUCCUAGCAAAUCGCAGAUUUUUCCUACACCGACAUAAUUGUCGAUUGCAAUACAGAAGAGUAAGAUAAAGAAUUUUCGAAACUGCGUGAGUUGUCGAAUGAAGCACCGAUUCCAUGGUGUAAUGCGCACGGCUUGAUAGCACGUCCUUCACUAGUAUAAAUUUCGACUAGUCCAUGUCGUUCCGUAUACAGAGUUCAAACGCUGAUGGAGAGAUAAAUCUGUAGCACGGUAAUGCACGACUCAACAAAAAAAAUGUGUGUCAUUCAAGUCACUCGUAGCCGAUCAUUAGAUAUGGCUGCUGGCCAGGGUAAAGCAAAAACGAUUACAAACAGAUCCCGCGCAGCUAGCAGGCGGUAGAAUAAAAUUAAAAACCUCAAGACGCAGAACAAAAUUGGUGGAGAAAUGUCAAAUGUAAACGAACCAAUUGGUCCAUCAACGGAAACGACUGUACAGCCAUUCAAGAACCAGUUUAAUCGAAUCUGAAUUCCUGCAGAAGCAGCAACAAGUACUGUUCUAAAUUCCAACUCAUUACUAAAAUCUGACAUCGCUAGUUAACUUGCGAAUAAUAAGUAGUAUUAUAAUACAUUCUUUUCCUGUAAAAAAAAGAUACGUGUUCUAUAUGAUUAUCCACAAAAAUACUCCGUGUGCUAUACUUUUACCGACGUAAAACUAUCAAGACUGGAUAGUUUAACGAUUAGGUAGGGCACGAAUGUUUGCAUUUCCCACUAAUAGCCAAUAGCGUAAAACGAAUGAGAUUGAAAAUUGAUUGAAACAGAUUGGAACAUUAGCGGAACAGACACGUAGCAGUUCACAUCUGCUUUCAAUUAAGAGCUGGGACCUAUGCAAAACUGCAUCAGUUUUUUCCCAUUCGUUUUUUUUUACUAUAUUAAACUAUUUUUCAUUCGAAAAUGUGUCAGCAAGGCGGCGGAAUCAAUUUGGUAGCAUGUGUGCGAACAUGAUACCAAUGUGGAUUACCAGGCGCGAGAUAACAGAAUAUGUACGAUAAGUCAAUGUCUUAAUAAAAAUACUUUGGAAAAUUGUUUCAACAUGGAAUGACCAAAA
Messenger RNA from Anopheles funestus (African malaria mosquito), 2274 nucleotides. RefSeq lists its product as uncharacterized. The record is from RefSeq and is a predicted model, not a curated record. Bases 262 to 1101 code for a protein of 279 amino acids. NCBI's taxonomy places the organism in Eukaryota, Metazoa, Arthropoda, Insecta, Diptera, Culicidae. Gene Ontology annotation, cellular component: nucleus. The transcript is spliced from 3 exons.